AUGGCCAUGGAUACGGACACGAUCCCGAACCUGCUGGGCGAUGCGCGGGACCAGGCACCGGAGGAGCUCCAAGAGUACUUUAUCACCUUCGAGGACUACUGGGAGCGGAAACUGUGGCACGAGCUUACCGACAAGCUCAUCGAGUUCUUUGAGAACCCAGACAGCGCAAAGCAGCGGAUACCCUUCUUCGAGACGUUCAUCAAGAGCUUCGCAAACAAGAUCAACCAGCUCAAGCUUGUCACACUCGGCCUCAGCGCAGCAACACAGUACAAGGAUGACAAGGAGCGCCUCAACUUCGUCAACGACCUUGCAAAGAGCGUCAACAAGCCCGCCUCACAAGAUGCCUACGUCUACGCCACAGUCGCUGCUGCCAGCAUACAACUAAGAUUAAAGGACGAGGAGGGUGCGAAGAAGAAGCUCGAUGAGUGCGAGCAGAUACUGGAGGGCUUUGACUCGGUGGAGACAGUGGUGCACGCCUCGUUCUACAAGGCGAGCGCGGAGUACUACAAGUCGAAGCAUGAGUUUGCAGCUUACUACAAGAACGCCCUCCUCUUCCUUGCCUGCGUCGAUCUUCAAGAUAUGGAGCUCCGCGAACGCCAGUCUCGCGCAUACGACCUCAGCAUCGCCGCUCUCGUGUCAGAUUCCAUCUACAACUUCGGAGAGCUGCUUCUCCACCCCAUCCUCGACUCGCUCGUCAACACCCCGCACGCAUGGCUGCGCGACCUCCUCUUCGCUUUCAACCGCGGCGACCUGAUCGCAUACGAUGUCCUCGCCGGCAACAUUUCCAAAGUACCCCUACUCAAGGAGCAUCAGACCUUCCUCUACCAGAAGAUCUCCCUCUCCGCCCUCACAGAGACCGUCUUCCGUCGCCCACCCCACGACCGUGCCAUGACCUUCACCGAGAUCUCACAAGAGACGAAGGUGCAGCCAAACGAGAUUGAGCACCUGAUCAUGAAGGCGCUGAGCUUGGGGCUACUGCGGGGUCAGAUCGACCAGGUUGCUGAGAUUGCGCGCAUCAACUGGGUGCAGCCGAAGGUGCUGGAUAUGAAGCAGAUUGAGAGCAUGCGGGCUCGAUUGAAGGAGUGGGAUGCCAGCGUCAACCAGCUUGGGAACUGGAUCGAGGGUGUGGGCAAGGACGUUUGGGCUGCAUAGACACAACGAUCAGAUGCUUUGGUCCAGCAGUAGGGCUUCCUCGCAGCAGUUCCAGAGGGCGCGUAUGCGCGCCAUGUAAUCAUAGAUUAUGCUCAUCAUGCCACCACGCAUGAGAAGACGAUGAAAUGAAAAGCCAUCACACUGCCACGAACUCGCCUCAGUAUCUGUCCACAAAUCUCUCAUUGUUCUUCAUGAUCUUAUAGUUGCCUAUAUUAUAUAUUACACCCUCUCUUCUC
Molecule: messenger RNA, 1388 nt
Organism: Parastagonospora nodorum SN15
Lineage: Eukaryota; Fungi; Ascomycota; Dothideomycetes; Pleosporales; Phaeosphaeriaceae
Exons: 2
Coding region: 1-1152 (383 amino acids)
Biological process (GO): ubiquitin-dependent protein catabolic process
Cellular component (GO): nucleus; cytosol; proteasome regulatory particle, lid subcomplex
Molecular function (GO): structural molecule activity
Source: RefSeq, a predicted model, not a curated record